CCUGUGUUUGUGUUUGGGAAUAAAAAGGAAGCCGGAAAAAAAUCAGGACAAGAGUUUUUCUGAUUCUAUCCACAUUUUAGUCUGAUAUCAGCAGACAGAGAGCGUGUUUACAUGUCAACGAAGGUGGGAGUGUGUGUCGUAGGGGGAGUUAAAACGAAAGCAGAGCAUCUUUAACACUUUGCAGCUGAUUUUGAGGCCCUUUAGAAAGGCUUCAUCACAUGCUGACAGCAUUGUUGCAUCCCUGCUCUCCUCCUCCCUUCUCCCUCCUCUCAAUCCGCCCUCCUCUUUACACGCACCUACACUUCUGCAUCGCCUCCUCCGGCAAUAAUGAGCAAGGAUUCCCCGGAGGAGGAGAGCCGAGCUCCGGGCUCCGGAGGAGGAGGAGGAGCGGGGAAAGGAGGCUCCAGGAGGAACCGAGCGGACGACAAUGUCACCAUCCUGACCUCCUCCAUGGAUUUCUACCGGGCCGGCCGGAGCCGAGCCAGCAGCAGCAGCCUCACCUCCUCCGUGGAGCUGAGCUCUUCCUCCCUGGAAACCAGCAUCCAGACGCGGAUCUUUAAGAUCAUCGUCAUCGGGGACUCCAACGUGGGGAAGACCUGCCUCACCUUCCGCUUCACGGGGGGCAGCUUCCCCGACAAGACCGAGGCCACGAUCGGCGUGGACUUCAGGGAGAAGCCGGUGGAGAUCGAGGGGGAGACCAUCAAGGUGCAGGUGUGGGACACGGCAGGCCAGGAGCGCUUUCGCAAGUCCAUGGUCGAACACUAUUACCGCAACGUACACGCAGUGGUGUUUGUUUACGAUGUAACCAAGAUGGCUUCCUUCCGUAACCUGCAGACAUGGAUAGAGGAGUGCAACGGCCAUCGGGUGUCGGCAUCAGUGCCUCGAGUUCUGGUGGGGAACAAAUGUGACCUUGUUGAUCAAAUCCAGGUCCCCUCCAACAUGGCAUUGAAGUUUGCUGACUCCCACAACAUGCUGCUGUUCGAGACGUCAGCGAAAGACCCAAAGGAGAGUCAGAACGUCGACUCCAUCUUCAUGUCGCUGGCCUGCCGCCUGAAGGCCCAGAAAUCCUUGCUCUACAGAGACGUGGAGCGAGAGGAUGGGAGAGUGAGACUCACACAGGAGACGGAGACAAAGACUAACUGUCCGUGUUGAGGGAGAAGAGGACGGGGAGUCACUCUGGGAGAGAAAUGAGCGGAGUAGCUUACAUAAACAGGAAUGGGAUCAUGGAGGCUUAACGGAAACUUUCCUGGUUGGAAAUGACAGGGAAGGUUAAUGCUAAUGCUAAUCAUGUUAGGGGGAAUGGAGGAUAAUGGAAACAUGAGUUUUAACUGAGAUAUCAAAAGAGUUCUUGCUGUUGAACAUAAACGAGGGAUUAGGAGUGGCUUGUCAUGAUGAUGCUGCCUUUUACACUCGUUAUUGUGAAAAUUCUUCCACUGACUUUCCUAAUAAUGCUGUAUCCUCUCAAUCCUAUCUUUUACCCUAUAUUUGCUCUAAUUUCACCCGAGAACCGGACUUCUCAGCCCUUUUUCUACUGCUUUAAUAACAAACGCUGCCUGACUCGUAACCUUCACAAACAUUUAGAGUAUAGAGCGCCAAGGCCACGGCUAAGCCAUCAGACAUCCCGUUUGAGCGGAUUGUUUGGAGGAUUCGAUCUCUGCUCACCUUUCACAUCUGAGACGAAGCAAAUAUAAAUAGAAGGACGAUACCCGAGGGGGGCCUGUGCAGAAGCACCUUGACAAGGUUUCCUAAAGCAGACCCUUAAUGGGUUGCCUUGUAGCACAUCGCCUAUUGAUUUCAGAGAUCCUUUUACCCCCAUAUGUUCUCUCUAACGCUGAGCUUUUCCUUUCCCCUCUACUGCUGAUAUAAACAUAUCCUCAUAAUGUUUUUUGCCUAUGAGUAUUUGAGUAUCUUUAUUCUCCUUAUUCUGUUUAAUCAGGUGCCUUGCAAAAUUACUUCACAUUUCUCCAACAUUUACUAUUUUUGCCAUGUUACAACCAAUACUGUGAGGCAUGUAGUUGUGAAGAGGGAGGAAAUAUUAGACUUUUUUUUCAUCAAAUCAUUCAUACAUAAAGUAUGGCUGACAUAUUAAGUAUGGAGGGUUAAGAAGGACAUAAAUCCCUGAAAUACAUAAAUGAUAAUUAUUAUGAAAUUAACACAUGUACCAUUGAAAGUGACAAUAAAUAAUUAAAUGUACUGUUUAUUUAUUUAACAUGUCAUUAAACAGUUAAAUGUACCAUUAAAAUGUAAUGUGUAUUUAAUAGGGCUGGGUAAAAAAAAAAAAAAAAUUAUCGAUUUUGGAUCGAUUCCUUUACAGUUUUGCUAAAUUAAUGCAUAGGGAAUGAAAUCAAUUAGUUUUAUAGUGACAUUCACAUUCAAAUGAGCAGGGGCUUGCAAACGCCGACCAAAGUAACACACCGCUCAGAAGGCUGUCCCAACUGAAGUCUGGAACCAUUUUGGAUUUAAAACUGCUGAAGAUAAUGUGCUGGAUAUGAAACAUUAA
This is a messenger RNA of Cyprinodon variegatus (sheepshead minnow), 2500 nucleotides long. It is a transcript of the gene rab33a, whose product is annotated as ras-related protein Rab-33A-like. The record is from RefSeq and is a predicted model, not a curated record. Gene Ontology annotation, cellular component: Golgi apparatus; endosome. The transcript has 5 exons. Gene Ontology annotation, biological process: Rab protein signal transduction. The coding region runs from base 328 to 1152 and encodes 274 amino acids. Gene Ontology annotation, molecular function: GTP binding; GTPase activity. NCBI's taxonomy places the organism in Eukaryota, Metazoa, Chordata, Actinopteri, Cyprinodontiformes, Cyprinodontidae.